Polychytrium aggregatum is the source of this 957-nucleotide messenger RNA. RefSeq lists its product as uncharacterized. The record is from RefSeq and is a predicted model, not a curated record. Lineage: Eukaryota; Fungi; Chytridiomycota; Chytridiomycetes; Polychytriales. The transcript has a single exon. Bases 1 to 957 code for a protein of 318 amino acids.
AUGGUCUUCCAGAACACAGUGCCCCAGCCGGCACCACACUCUCCGGACACAGGCAUGGGACUCACCCAUCUGCCCACCGAGGUCUUGUUCCAGAUAUGUCUCUAUGUCGACCACCCCUCAAGCCUCAGCCGGGCACACUCAAAGUUCCACUCGCUGCUGUCGUCACCGCGGCUGCAGGCGUCCUGGCUCAUGCGGCACCGAGACUGGGUCUUUGCCGAGAUAUUCCGCCUGGGCCCCUUCCUGGAACUCAAGGUGCAGCAGGACCGGUUUCCUCUCAGUCUGCUGAAGGAGCCGGUUUGCUGUCUUCUUGUUGCCAAUGUUCGAAGGCUUGUUGAUCAGCAGCGGCUGGUCCGUCCACCCAGCAAGUCGGUCUGGGCCGACCAGUGGGACGACGAUGGCGACCAGAGCUGCCUUCCGCGGCUACUGCAUUUGCUCUGGCGGCUGGCCGUCUACAGAGGAUACGGGCUGCUCUGCACGAGCCUGUUGGCCUUUUACGAAACGGAGUACCAGGCUAAUCUUCCCAAGCCCAGCCCAGUUCUGCCUCGCGGCCGAGCCAGGACAGCAUCAUCGGGAUCGACACUGCCGCCAGCGCCCAAGCGGGCCAGCACUAUCCCGCCGUCGAGAUUCGCCGAUAUCCAGGUCCUCUCGGAGGCGCUCUGUAUCAGCUUGCGGCUCGGGAACGUCCAGAUUGCCCAGGACAUUGUCCGCUCCUUCAAACAGCGCAGCGUCAAGCUCAGCGAGCAGCACUGGAUCGCCGCAGCCUGGUGCACCACCGGGAGUUCCAUGCUCGCCCUGCUCGACGAGACGAUCGGCUGCGAGCAGCUCGGCCGGCCCAACUGGGAUAUUAUCUUUGAGUUUUCGCAAAAGCUCCGUCGCCCCGGCCUCAGCGGAUUCAUCCACGAAGCCUGGGAACGCUACUCGGCCCUGCUUCCGGAGCUUGGACUUGACCUUCAGUAG